This is a messenger RNA of Oncorhynchus masou masou (cherry salmon), 4090 nucleotides long. Its product is annotated as lysosomal membrane ascorbate-dependent ferrireductase CYB561A3-like. NCBI's taxonomy places the organism in Eukaryota, Metazoa, Chordata, Actinopteri, Salmoniformes, Salmonidae. The record is from RefSeq and is a predicted model, not a curated record. The transcript is spliced from 6 exons. Bases 248 to 988 code for a protein of 246 amino acids. Gene Ontology annotation, molecular function: oxidoreductase activity.
GUGAUCUCCAGGAGUUAGGGGAGGGAAAAGACAGUCUAACUCAAUCUUAAUUAGUAAGGAUCUCAGACACAGAUUUUAGGGGAAUGUUCCUGCACUGGAUGACAAACGAGCAGGGAGCUUUAAUUUGUGUUUCUCUGUAACACUGGGGACUGGCUGAUAAAACAUUUGUGAGAACAGAGAAGGAAGGAAAAGAACAAAAACAAGGGCAAAGAACAAUUUCAUCAAAGUAGCACACAGACAGACAGACAUGAUCUCCUCCACAGUGUUGUUCUAUGGGAGCUACGUGCUGUGCCUGUGUCUGGGACUGCUGUGUGUGGUGUUUGUCAGUUACUGGAACAUCGAGUGGCGUGGUGGCUUUGCCUGGGAUGCGUCCUUUCUGCAGUUCAACUGGCAUCCCGUUCUCAUGGUGACUGGCCUGGUAGUCCUGUAUGGGAAUGCGGCUAUCCUAUACCGCAUCCCCUUUACCUGGAGUCAGAGGAAGCAGCACUGGAAGCUGGUGCACGCUGCUCUGUUGCUGUCCUCCCUGAUCCUGUCCAUCCUUGGGCUGUGUGCUGUGUUUGACUUCCACACAGGCUACCACAUCCCCAACCUGUAUUCCCUCCACAGCUGGGUGGGCAUCUGCACCGUAGUCCUGUUCACUGCCCAGUGGGUCCUUGGCCUGGUUGGUUUCCUGUCUCCCUGCUCUCCCCCUGGGUUCCGUAAGCUCCUGAAACCAGUUCACGCCUGGAUGGGCAUGGCCAUCUUUAUCCUCAGCCUGGCCUCCUGUCUCUCUGGCAUCAACGAAAAACUGCUCCUUGCUCUCAACGGCAACAGCAACAGCACCGCAGCCUAUUCCUCAUAUCCUGCAGAGGCCUUGUUUGCUAACUUCCUGGGUGUCCUAAUCGUGGCCUUUGGAUUGGUGGUCCUUGGAAUCCUGUCCAACCAGAAUUGGAAUAGGCUGGAGCCAGGGCAGGAGAGCUCUAGAUCAUUGCUUCCGGAGGACAACUGAAGAAGUAGAAGACCUUGGUGUUCUCUUCUUCUCCCUGCCCUUUUCUAUUUUUGGAUAAUGGAUCAAUUGGAGACAAAGAACACUCUGAUGUUCCCUCCUGUGUCUCAGAACACCAGCUGUGGUAGUAGUUACACGUGACAUAAUGACAUGAUGACUGACAUGCAAUGUUUUUACUCUAUACCGUCUAUAGUAUAUGGGAGACUAUGUGCAUUAAAGCCUUAUUGUGUGGUAUAAGCCCUAUAGAAAAGUUUGUAGUCAUUCACACAUCCUUAAAAACAUAGGUGUUGGGCUAAUAAAGAAUACUAGUAUAGAACAAUAAUUCACCACUUUAUUGACAACCUUUUGAACCUAAAAUAAUUUUUGUCAGGUAAAAAAAAAUGAGUGCUCACAUCCCAAAAUAUACACAUUUCACCUCAUAUGACCAUUGCUGACAUUACGCAUGGUGGGUGCAAUAGCAAUUUGUGUGUCUCUAAUAAUGUAAUAACUAUCACAUGUCAGGUAAGACCCAGAUGCAGACAACGUCGAAGUAACAACAGUUUAUUAAUAGAACAGGAGCAGGCAAAAGGCAGGCAGAGGUCGGUUAUCCAGAUAGGUGGGGCAAAGGCACAGGACGGUAGGCAGGCUCAAGGCAGGCAGAAUAGUCAACACCGGUACAAAUACACAGGGGAUAAUGGGGAAGAUGGGCAGGAGGGGGGUGGAGACAAUCACAAAGACAGGUGAAACAUCAGGGUGUGACAAAUAACAAUGAGAUGGGUACAUGUAGUCAUUCCAGAAAAAAAUAUAUAUUUCCAAAAUGACUAAGUAGGUGACCUGGAAGGCAAGACUAAUCAAAGUGACAUAUUCAUGUAGGAAAUGAUCUAUAGGCCCUAAACCAUACAAUUAUUAGGCUGUACAACUGCAUAGUCCAUUCUUAAAAGCUCUUUUAGGGCUCGGAUGCCGCUAGCGGGAUCAAAAUCAACAACAUCCGGUGAAGCUGGAGCGCGCCAAAUUCAAAUGACAAAAUUGUAAUAUUAAACAUUCAUGAACAUACAAGUGUAUUACAUAAUUUAAAAGCUUAACUCUUCUAGGGUAGGGGGCAGCAUUUGGAAUUUUGGAUGAAAAGCGUGUCCAAAUUAAACUGCCUUCAACUCAGGCCCAGAAGAUAGGAUAUGCAUAUAAUUGUUAGAUUUGGAUAGAAAACACUCUAAAGUUUCCAAAAUUGUUCAAAUAGUGUAUGUGAGUAUAACAGAACCUAUUUGGCAGGCGAAAACCUGAGAAAAAUCCAUUCAGGAAGUAGUUUAUUUUGUCUGUUUGUAGUUUUCUAUUCAAUACCAUUACAGUAUCCAUUGACUUAGGACUCAAAUUGCAGUUCCUAUGCCUUCCACUAGAUGUCAACAGUCUUUAGAAAUUGUUUCAGGCUUGUAUUCUGAAAAAUUUGGGAGUAAGAGCAGUCUGAAUGAGUGGACCCUGCCGUGUCACAGAGCUUAGUCAUGCGCGCGACCGAGAGAGUGCCUUUCUUGUUUACCUUUUAUAUUGAUAACGUUAUUGUCCGGUUGAAAUAUUAUCGAUUAUUUAGGUUAAAAACAACAUGAGGAUUGAUUAUGAACAUCGUUUGAAAUGUUUCUACAAACUUUACGGAUACUAUCUGGAUUUUUUUCUGCCUGUUGUGACUGCGUUUGAGCCUGUAGAAUACUGAAGAAAAUGUGCAAACAAAACGGAGGUUUUUGCAUAUAUAGAGACUUUAUCAAACAAAAGGAACAUGUAUUGAAUAAAUUAAUGUCUUCUGAGUGCAACCAUAUGAAGAUCAUCAAAGGUAAGUGAUUAAUUUUAUCUCAAUUUCUGACUUGUGUAACUCUUCUACCCGGCUGGUUACUGUUUGUAAUGAUUUGUCUACUGGGCUAUGUUCUCAAAUAAUUGUAAGGUAGGCUUUCGCCGUAAAGCAUUUUUGAAAUCUGACACCAUGGUUGGAUUCACAAGAAGUUAAUCUUUAAACCAAUGUAAAAUGGUUGUAUCUUUUCUGUAUUAUUAUAAUGAGUAUUUCUGUAUUUGAAUUUGGCGCUCUGCAAUCUCACUGGAUGUUGGCCAGGAGGGACGCUAGCCCACAUACCCUAGAGAGGUUAACAUCUUGUUAAUCCAACCAAGUUGUCAGAUUUCAAAAAGGCUUUACGGCGAAAGCAUACCAUGCGAUUAUCUGAGGACAGCGCCCCACAUCAAAAUACUUUUUCAACCAGCACCGGCAUGACAAAAAUCUCAAAUAGCGAUAAAAUAAAUCACUUACCUUUGAAGAUCUUCCUCUGUUUGCAAUCACAAGGAUCUCAGCUACACAAUGAAUGUUUGUUUUGUUCAAUAAAGUCCUUCUUUAUAUCCAAAAAGUCAGUUUAGUUGGUGCCAUUGAUUUCAGUAAUCCACUCCUUCAACAUACAUACAAAGGAAUCCAAAAAGCUUCAUCCAAACCAGUCAAACAACAUUUCUAAUCAAUCCUAAGGUACCCUAAUAUGUAAAUAAAUUAUAAUAUUUCAGACGGAAAGAACGGUGUUCAAUAGAAAAGGAAAAUAAUGAAGAGCACGCCCUCAUUCACAGGCGCCAAAAGUCUACCUGUCCUGAUGAGAACACCUUGGAUAAACUACAACUACUUGUUUGUUUUUUAAGAAACAAGCUUGAAAGCUAUCUAAAGACUGUUGGCAUCUAGUGGAAUCUAUAGGAACUGCAAUCUGGGAGCUAUUUUUUGUAUAUCCCAUAGACCUGCAUUGAAAAGGCCUGUGACUUAAAAAAUAUUUAAAAAUCCCGAGGGAUUUUCCUCUGGUUUUUGCCUGCCUUAUCAGUUCUGUUAUACUCACAGACAUUAUUUUAACCAUUUUGGAAACGUCAGAGUGUUUUCUAUCCAAUGCUACCAAUGCUACCGGCCUAGCUUCUGGGCCUGAGUAACAGGCAGUUUACUUUGGGCACGUCAGUCAUCCGGAUAUUCAGGAUACUGCCCUAAGAGGCUGAUUUGAUCAUGCCUGAUCCUGCUCUCUCUGUUAAAACUGUAUCAUGAUAAUGUACUAAAAACACUAUACUCUCUUUGCAAUGAAAAUUGGUCAUGUUUUGUGAAAUGUUUAUUAAAGUUGCCAUAUUCUCCUGAAA